Molecule: messenger RNA, 2847 nt
Organism: Daphnia carinata
Lineage: Eukaryota; Metazoa; Arthropoda; Branchiopoda; Diplostraca; Daphniidae
Product: serine/arginine repetitive matrix protein 1-like
Exons: 6
Coding region: 270-2561 (763 amino acids)
Cellular component (GO): extracellular region
Molecular function (GO): chitin binding
Source: RefSeq, a predicted model, not a curated record
GCAGUCUUCCGCUGGCCAUCAGGACGUUCAAAUAGUUUUGCUGUGCUCAACGUCCAAUACACUCGCACUAACGCGAGCGCGGCCAGGCCCAGUCUAUGGUUUUAGAUUUAUAAUUUUUUUCGCCUCAUACUGUGCGAUUUCGUCAAUUGUUUUCAACUAGCGUGUUCAAUUGCGUUCCGAAGCUACAUAUAGCUUAUCCAGAACAGCCACGCCAGCUAAAGAAAUUGAGAUAUAGCUAUAGCGCUCUCGCAGUCGAGUGCCAUUCGACCAUGAGGAUCGUCGCCUUGUACCUUGCCUGCCUUUGGUCGUCUUUGGUCUGUCCCACCUUCGAGAUGGAACAGCCUCACCGCCAGAAACGCCAGCUGGACUGGAAUAGUGGCGGUAGGAUUUAUCAUUUCGAUCAUCUGGCGAUGAGCUCUGACAUCAGCCCCGAACACAGGGCGUCCGGAGAAGAAAGUUCUAGCUCAUCCGAAGAGGAUCCGAAUCCAGUUCAAUCAACUGCAUUGCCAAAGUCUGGAUUACCGGGAGACCCAGGCAUUGACUACCCCAUUUUACCGUCCAUUCCACUGACUGAUUUCCACUGUCGAGGUCGUGCGCCCGGUUUCUAUGGCGAUACUCAAACGGCUUGUCAAGUGUUUCACGUUUGCGACAUGAGCGGCCGACAGGAUUCUUUCCUCUGUCCUAAUGGCACCAUCUUUAGCCAGCAGCUCUUCGCCUGCGAUUGGUGGUACAAUGUCAAGUGCUCCGCCACCCGCCAGCAUUACCAACUCAACAGCAACCUCUUCAAGGGAGGUGAUGUCAAUCUAUAUGGGACGCCAUCGUUCUGGAACUGGUUGAGCGAAUCGGAAGAGGUCCAAUCUAACACCCCAUCACCGAAAGACAAAGGAAGAUCCCAUCAGAAAGCAGCAACCCGGCCUAACAAGUACGUUGAAACUCCAUCACCCGCUGCUCGUGGGCCAUCCGUACAACUUCAGAAGUUCACUGAACCUACGACACAGCAACUAGAAAUAGAACAAUUGCCAGAACCCGCUCCACUGGUCCAGUCCCAACCAGCUGAGCAGUUAUCAGAGCCCGUAGUGGAUUCCGCCGAGCUGCAACCGAUCGGUCCUCCGAAGGUGGAAACUGCCCGCCCAUCGCAAUGGGAAUCCUUCGUUCCUCUAUCCCGACCUGCUCCUCAGGUUGCGGCCACACUGCCACCAUCAUUAUCCGAUGAUCAUGUAGCUUCCCAAGGAUUCACGACCGAUUAUCAAAACCACUAUUUUAAUUGGAUUAACGAAGCUAUUCAUCCAGGCCCCGACAUGGCUCCCGAACUCAGCUGGUCUGACUUGGGUCCAAACGGUCCACUAAUGACUGGCCAUCGUAGUCAGGUGGCUGAUGAGCAAUCAACUGGGCAGCAAUCACCGCCAGUCGAUCGACGCCGCAAAGCUAAACCUGCGGUUCGUCAUACUCAGAAACCCGUUGCUGUUAAGAAACAAACUUUACCUAGGCAGGCGGCUGCCUUGACACCGCCUACUCAACCACCUGCUUAUGUUUCAAAAGCUACUUCGUUUAAGAAACAGAAUACAUCCCCAUCUAAGCAGGUUGCUACGUUACCACCCAUAAAGCCUUCUUCAAAACCAGUAUCUAAACCAGGUGUUUCCAAGGCAUCUCCAUCCCUGAAAGCGACACCGACUUCCACCCCAAAAUCAAAGCCUAGUAAAACCAAACCCAAAGAGAGAUCUUCAACAGUGACUGAGACGUUUGACAGACCUACGGCAAAGAACGACUACUUUAACGAAGACGAAGACGUAGCCCACUAUGAUGACACCUCAAACAAAUCAACGAAUCAAAGAAUACGUGAAGUGAUUGCAAGACAAACCAGCCGCUUCGGUAGCAAACUAAAAAAAGCCGGGAGAACGCAACAAACAGAGUCUCAAGAAACAACGUAUCACGCACAAAGAGAGAAGAAAUUCGUGCCUAGUCCCAAACUGAUGCCGAUCGUGCCCAGCCCACAAAUAAUACCCAACAGAUCGGAUGCUGUAGUAACCAAUCCGUUCACUUGGGUAGUCUCACCUAGCCAGCCGGUGUCAUCUCACAGAACGGAGCCGUUUUGGGGCCAUUCGCCUGCCCGAAAUUUUGCCUACUACCAGCCUCCUACGAGUUCUCCAGUAUCCAGAGCCCAGCAACCGACUCCCGCCGCAAACUGGCUAGUUGGUCCGUCGGUUUUCGAAAACGCGUAUACCGAAAGACGGUCUUCGAAAACGCCAGAGGUAUACCGUCCUUCGGAAGCCAGAUCGCUGGAUCAAUCCUCCCCAUCACUUAGAAAAACACUCGCUUUGGAGCGCAUCCAACCAGCCUUCCGCCCGAGCCAGCCCAUCCCGGCCAUCACUUCAAACAGCCACCAACCGAGGGUAAGAACCCUACGAGCGCAUCCAUCGCCCAAAGGUCGUUCUGCUGGCGUGAAACGAAAACGAAACUCCAAAUCGAAGGCUAUUACUGCUUAUGAUCCAAGGCUGGACCGGCCUUACGGGCAAAACCAUCCCAUCUGGAAGCUGCAAAACUGGGAAUCGACCAAGAUUUGAUGAAACUAUUUUAUCUGUUUUUUUGUUUUUUUUUCUUUUUCCCCAGACCUGAUCCGUCUCUGUUUUGUUUUACCACAAGUUGUUUUACCUACCAUGGUUUUUAGUUAUUUCGACCACUUUUCACACGUUUUUUCAUCGUACUUGUUUCAAACUACCACAAAUCACAGAAAGUUUGUUUUUUAUCAUUACAAAAAAAUUUUGUACGUUCAAAGAAGCCCAUCUAAAGAUUAGUCCUACAAAAUUAUUUCGAUCAAACGAUGCGUGGGUUGAUAAAUAUAACUAAAUA